UAUACUAUUAAUAAAUGGACUCUCUGUUUACAACUCAUGCCUUAUCUCACCAGACUACAAACUAUGUCUAUCCAAACCUUGCAACCACCAUCUACAACAACUGAUCCCUACCAAUUCCUCAAAAUCCAACACAAUCACAACGAUACACUAACUCGAAAUCUUGAAGAUCCACACACUUUACCUUCAUCAGAUACUACUCUCCCAAUCUCUGUUCUAACCAAAGACAUCACCAUCAAUAACUCAAACCAAACAUGGCUUCGGUUAUUCCUACCUAAAAACACAACAUUUUCAAACAAAAACAACAAAUUUCUACCACUUAUUGUUUUCUUCCAUGGAGGUGGCUUCAUCCUUCUAAGUGCAGCCUCCACGAGGUUCCACAACUUUUGUGUUGAAAUGGCUGAAACUGUGGAGGCCGUCGUCGCAUCGGUUGAAUAUCGCCUCGCACCGGAGCACCGGUUGCCGGCAGCAUACGAUGAUGCUAUGGAAGCAUUGAGUUUGAUUAGAACUAGUGAAGAUGAAUGGUUGACUAAAUAUGUUGAUUAUUCUAAAUGUUUUCUAAUGGGAAAUAGUGCUGGAGCUAGCAUUGCCUACCAUGCAGGACUACGUGUGGUUGAAAAUGUAAAAGAUUUGGAGCCAUUGAAAAUUCAAGGGCUGAUAUUGCAUCAACCGUUUUUUGGUGGGAUCCAGAGGACUGAAUCAGAGGUGAGAUUAGAGAAUGAUCCUGUUUUUCCAUUGUGUGUUAGUGAUAUGAUGUGGGAAUUAGCAUUACCAAUUGGAGUUGAUCGUGAUCACGAGUAUUCCAAUCUAAUAGUUGGAAAUGAUAUUGAUGAAAAAUUUGAGAAGAUUAAGGAUCAAGGGUGGAAGGUGUUGGUGAGUAUGAACGGUGGAGAUCUAUUGGUAGAUCGUAAUAAAGAGUUGGUGAAACUGAUGAAGGAGAAGGGUGUGGACGUGGUGGUGGAUUAUCAAGAAGGUGGUUUUCAUGGUAUUGAAUUUUUUGAGGCAUCUAUAACAAAGAACUUCAUUUUGAGGGUUUUGGAAUUGAAUUGAAUGAGAUGGAAUGAAAUAAAAUAAACUUAAAUUUUGUUGUUUGGAUUAAUUAAAAAUGGAUGGAAUUGAGCAGAAUCGGAUGGAAUGCAUUUCAUUCCAUUUCAUCCCUUUUCAUCAUUUUUUGUAUCCUUUAAUUUGGUCGGAAUGAUAAAAUUAUUCUCUUCUGUCAUGAAAUCCUCAAACAAUGGAAUGAUAUCUUUAUUUCAUUUCAUUAUGUUCCGCUCCUUUCCGCUCCAUUUGUUUUAUCGUAUCCAAAUAUAGCUUAGGGUUAACCACUACACAAAAAUAAGUAAUGAUAAUUUUCUGUCAUCUCAGUUAUUAUCCUUUAUUUCAACAUGUAAUAUGGAUAUAUUCUUAAGAGUUAAAUGAGCAUCGGUGAAUGUACUAUGGAUAUGUGAUGUGUAUCGUUAAUUUUUCUAUGUGAUCUUAACACUA
Molecule: messenger RNA, 1482 nt
Organism: Lathyrus oleraceus (garden pea)
Lineage: Eukaryota; Viridiplantae; Streptophyta; Magnoliopsida; Fabales; Fabaceae
Product: probable carboxylesterase 120
Exons: 1
Coding region: 37-1047 (336 amino acids)
Molecular function (GO): hydrolase activity
Source: RefSeq, a predicted model, not a curated record